Molecule: messenger RNA, 1279 nt
Organism: Hibiscus syriacus
Lineage: Eukaryota; Viridiplantae; Streptophyta; Magnoliopsida; Malvales; Malvaceae
Exons: 4
Coding region: 294-1193 (299 amino acids)
Source: RefSeq, a predicted model, not a curated record
AGGAACUAAUAAUCUCCAUGCUGUCAACUACCCUUCGAUCUGGGAAAUAACUCAGACAAAUGUCACAUGUUUAAGUCAUCAUCGUCCCUGUCAAAACCCCAUUGGCUAGCAUUAAACAAAAAGGAGGUCUCACCACGAGAAAGACAGUUCUUCAAAUCACCUGUGACUGAGCUUCGAUGUUUUUUGAUUUUUCAUACACUGUUCCCCAUUUCUUCAGUUGCGUUUCCCAGGUGACCCUUCUACGAAAUCAGGAGCUAUUUGCAGCCCUGCAAUCAAGCUAGAUUGAAUCAACAAUGUCUGCUUAUGGACAUCAAAUGGAGCGAGAGUUCUCCGGCCAGAGCCUCUUAAGUUCGGGUGACAGUGGAACGGAGAUCGGAAGCCGUUACAACAUUGAGUCAGGAUUCUACAUGACAUCUUAUGCUGCAACAAUCUUCAUUGCUGGUCUUCUAGUCACUGGGGUUCUAUUAGUAACAAUGGUGGUUUCAUUAGCAGUAAUGUUGCAAUCAUGUGAGAGUCGGAGCAAGGGGAUGGUCAAGAUCGAGAAAGAACGCGACAGUCACCGUUACUGCCAGAUUCUCACUCUGCACGGGGAACUCAAUGGGUUUAAACCUGAUGAAGUUCCUCCCUUCUGCAGGAGUCUCGCCAUUAGACAUAUCAAAGCAGGAGGGUACGCAAGAGACUUGGACUUCGCAAUGCGGAUGAUCGAUAGCUUUUUCGAUUCCAUUUUGCCAUUGAACAAUAGUGUGGAUGCGGUGUUAAUGGACAUUGAUGACAUUCUUGUUUUGGAUCCUCAGUCGAACAAACCAAGCUGCGGCAUCGAAGGAGCAAUGUACCUAAAGCAACGACGGACACUCAAAUUGUAUAUGAAACUGCAUUCGAGAGGAUGGUCUUUGAUUCUGUUAUCAAGGAAGCCUGAGAGACAACGAAAUUUUACCAUUGAGAACCUUAAUUCUAUAGGAUAUAGAAAUUGGUCUUCUUUGAUUAUGAGGUCGAAUCAAGAAACCGAAACGAACACAAGCGAGUAUUUCUCUAGACGAAGAAAAGCAUUGAAGGAAGAAGGGAAAGAAAUAAUCAGUGUAAUUAGCAGUCAAAUGGAUGCUUUAACAUGCUGGUCUCUGGGAAUUCGUGUGUUUAAGCUUCCAAAGGUACCACAGUUUGAUAAUCACCUUGAAAACUGCAGAUUUUCGCGGUAGAUUAUGUGUUCUUUUUCUUUGUAUAGUGAUAUUCGUAUGCAAAUAUGAUGAGUUUCGACAAAAUUUGAUAUUCAUAUUUCGAAUUA